UGUACUUCAAAUACACAGUGGCACCAACGAGCUUGGUCAUGACCCCUGGCCAGCAGAUCCUGCUGGGGUUGCAGAAUGCAGCCGUACAAAUAACUCCACCACGUGAGCUGGCAGCAAAGAAGGUCCCGUCUUCGACGCCUUCUCCUCCAAUCCAGGGUCAAAGUGUGCUGAGUUACAGCCCGUCCCGCUUCCCUAGUGCCAGUCCAAAGUUUACUACCAGUUAUAUCGCAGGGUACAGCCCUCAGCUACAGGCUCUGUCAAGCAACAGUGCUUCUUACGGCAGUGCUGUAACCUAUUCACCAAGCAGCAGCUACGAUAAGCUUUCCAGCUUCAGCUCCUCUCCCAGUGGUUCACCAUACUCCCCGAGUAUCGGACAGAUGGACAGUGGCGGGGGAAAGUCUCGUUACCGUUCUUCGCCCAUUCUGUAUAAUUCUCCUACUGGCAAAGAAGACUAUAUCACAGACCUGAAGUCACUGGAGACCUUCCUUCGAGCUGAAGAAGAGAAACAGCGCAGAGUUCAACUGGGAAGUUCAGAUUCCAGCUCUCCUUCCAGCAGCCCAACUUUUUGGAACUACAGCCGUUCCAUCGCAGACCAUGCACAGACACUAAGAAAGUUCCAGUAUCAGCUGGCUUGCAGGUCCCAGGCUCCAUCGGCACACAAGGACGAAGCUGAUCUGAGCUCGAAACAGGCUGCAGAAGAGGUUUGGGCACGGGUUACAAUGAACCGACAGCUCCUUGAUCACAUGGAUUCCUGCACCGCUAAGUUCAGAAACUGGAUUAACGAGACUAUUCUAGUGCAGCUGGUCCAAGAGAUUGAGUCUGUGAGCACUCAGCUGAGAAGAAUGGGGUGUCCAGAACUGCAGAUCGGAGAAGCCAGCAUCAGCAGUCUGAAGCAGGCAGCGCUUGUUAAAGCUCCACUCAUUCCGUCCCUGAACGCUAUAGUGCAGUAUUUGGAUCUUACACCAAACCAGGAGUAUUUGGUCGAAAGGAUCAAAGAGCUUUCUCAGGGAGGAUGCAUGAGUUCCUUCCGAUGGAACAGAGGAGGGGAUUUCAAAGGCCGCAAGUGGGACACCGACUUGCCCACUGACUCCUCG
Molecule: messenger RNA, 1094 nt
Organism: Pelecanus crispus (Dalmatian pelican)
Lineage: Eukaryota; Metazoa; Chordata; Aves; Pelecaniformes; Pelecanidae
Source: RefSeq, a predicted model, not a curated record